AUGGCCAUUGUUGGAUUAGACGAAUAUCACGGCAAAAAUGGAUUACCAGGCCACCACAUGUUGGGUAUCCAUUAUCUUGAUAUCGGCGCAGUGAUAAUGACCAGGUACCUAGCGGACUUCAUCUGCCUUCGCUUCGUCAUGUGUGGUCCUUUUACCCCUUUUGCUGCCCUUCAGCCAGAGUCGUUGGCUAAGCAUGUGCGACCAGCUCUUUGGUUCCUCCAGUUUCAUCGGCCUGAAAGUACGGGAGUUGCUAUAUAUUCAUGUAACUUGUGCGCGGAGUCGCAGCCGCACCAGCAAACUUGUCUUUUUAGCUUAGCGCAGAUCUCCGGGAUAAUCCUUGACAAAACAUCCAAUGAUCUCAAGCUGUGCUCCGAAUAG
Molecule: messenger RNA, 378 nt
Organism: Nannizzia gypsea CBS 118893
Lineage: Eukaryota; Fungi; Ascomycota; Eurotiomycetes; Onygenales; Arthrodermataceae
Exons: 2
Coding region: 1-378 (125 amino acids)
Source: RefSeq, a predicted model, not a curated record